Chondrus crispus (carragheen) is the source of this 495-nucleotide messenger RNA. NCBI's taxonomy places the organism in Eukaryota, Rhodophyta, Florideophyceae, Gigartinales, Gigartinaceae. The record is from the annotation of a RefSeq genome assembly.
AUGAGUUUAAUUAGUCAAAUUAUUAUUGAAGCAGAUAAUGAAUUAAGGUAUCCAAGUAUUGGAGAAUUAGAAUCUAUACAAAACUAUUUAAACACCGGUGAAAAAAGAAUCAAGAUUAGCUGUAUACUAAGAGACAAGGAAAAAGAAAUUAUACAAAAAGCAAGUAAAACCAUCUUUCAAAUUCAUCCCGAAUAUAUUGCGCCUGGUGGUAAUGCUGAAGGAGCAACCAAAAGAUCUUUAUGUUUACGAGAUUAUGGAUGGUACCUAAGAUUAAUUACUUAUGGUAUUUUAGCUGGUGACAAAACAUCUAUUGAAAAAAUAGGAGUCGUUGGUGUUAGAGAGAUGUAUAAUUCUUUAGGAGUACCUAUUUUGGGUAUGAUAGAUGCUAUAAAGUGUCUUAAAGAAGCAACAUUAGAGAUACUUGUUAAAAAUGAAAGUAAUCGACAAAUGGUAUCUCCUUAUUUUGAUUUUUUAAUACAAGGAAUGUCACAGUAA